AUGGCGAAAGUACUCGAUCUACCAAAACUACAACCUUUUACCUUGGGGGAAACUUCGACCAUUAGCCAACGGUGGCGAAAAUGGAUCAAGUCAUUCGAAUAUUAUAUUGCUGCCUCGGGAAUCAACGACAAGAAACAACAACGUGCCAUCUUUCUCCACCUCGCAGGACCUGAAGUUCAAGACAUUUUUGAAACCCUAGAAGACACUGGCAACGAUCUCGACACCGCAAUAGCAAAGUUAACGUCCUACUUCGAGCCACAAAAGAACAUUCCUUUCGAGCGUCACAAUUUUCGACAGACAACACAACUACAAGGAGAAACAAUCGAACAGUUAGCUAUCCGUUUAAAACACCAAGUAAAAUUCUGCGAAUAUGGCAACCCCAACGAUAUGAUCCGUGACCAGAUUAUCGAACAUUGUUCGUCUAGUCGUUUAAGGCGACGAUUACUUCGCGAACCAGAACUUAUUCUUGAGAAAACAGUCGAAAUCGGUCGUUCGUUCGAAGCAUCCGAACGGCAAGCCUCGCAAAUAGAAGCAGACAGCUUAAAAACGACCGACCUGGGCGUAAAUGCAAUCCGUUCUAAAGCUGCAUCAUCUCGUUAUCCAACAUCGAUACAAACAGGUCGUUCGAACAUCGUUUGUUAUUGUUGUGGAAAUGCCGGUCACCGAGCUAAAGACCCUCGUUGUCCUGCCGAAGGAAUGUCCUGCAAUAAGUGUCACAAGCUUGGCCAUUUCGCUAGAGUAUGUCGUCAACUGAAACCAACAAACAAGCCUGAAUUUCAGAAUCCUACAUCGAAAAACAAGAAUGAAAUCUACAAGCAAAAUACUGGAAGUCAUGGCGAAAUACGAUAUGUAUACGGCGCUCCACAUCCGGCCACCGGGGAAAGUUCAUCGGACGAUGA
Messenger RNA from Paramuricea clavata, 899 nucleotides. The record is from the annotation of a GenBank genome assembly. NCBI's taxonomy places the organism in Eukaryota, Metazoa, Cnidaria, Anthozoa, Malacalcyonacea, Plexauridae.